AUGCCUCACCUUCUUCGCGUCGUCGUCCUUGUUGGACUCCUCUCCCUGCAGCAGCCGUCCUGCUCCGCCGCCACGGACACGGUGUCACCCGGCAACGGGCUCGCCGGCAGCAGCAGCAGGCUCGUCUCCAACAACAGCAAGUUCACGCUGGGCUUCUUCAAGCCGGACAUCACGCCCUUCCACCACACCACCAGCAAUCCCAACACGUACCUCGGCAUAUGGUUCAGCAAGGUCCCGAAGCUGACCCCACUCUGGAGCGCCAACGGCGACAGCCCCGUGGUCGACCCCGCCAUACCCGAGCUCGCCAUCUCCGGCGAUGGCAACCUGGUCAUCCUGGACCAGACCACCAACUCCGUCAUCUGGUCCACCCGCGCGAACCCCACCACCAACGCCACCGUCGCCGUGCUGCUGAACGACGGCAACCUCGUCCUGCGGAGCUCCGUCAACUCGUCCGACGUCUUCUGGCAAAGCUUCGACUACCCGACGGACACCUUCUUCGCCGGCGCCAAGAUCGGCUGGGACAAGGCGACCGGCCUGAACCGCCGCCUCGUGUCGAGGAAGAGCCUGGUCGACCAGCGUCCCGGCCUCUACACCCUAGGGUUCGACCGCGACGACGGCAUCGGGCGGCUCGUGUGGAACUCCACCGUGGAGAUCGUGUCCGCGGGGAAGUGGAACGGGCAGUACUUCAGCCUGGCGCCGGAGAUGAUUGGGCCGGUGCUGCCGGCGUUCACGUUCGUGAACAACGACCAGGAGGUGUACCUCACGUACACGCUGCGCGACGAGACGGCGAUGGCGCUCACGCAGCUGGGCGUCGACGGCCAGGCCUUCGUGGGCGUGUGGAUGGAGGAGCUGCAGGACUGGCUGGUGCACUACAGGCAGCCCGUGCACCUGUGCGACACCUACGCCACGUGUGGGCCUUUCACGGUCUGCGACGACACCGCCGACCCGAUCUGCGGCUGCAUGAAGGGUUUCUCUGUCAGCUCGUCCGUGGACUGGGAGCUCGGGGAUAGGAGAGACGGGUGCGUCAGGAACACUCCGUUAGACGACGUCUGUGGAAGCGGCGGCGGCGGCAGCAAGACGGCGGCGGCUCCCACGGAUAGGUUCUACGCCGUGCAACGCGUCAGGUUGCCCCAUGGCGCGGAGACAGUGCAGGCUACGACGAGCGGAGACGAUUGCUCACAGGUCUGCCUAGGCAACUGCUCCUGCACUGCGUAUUCCUAUGGGACGGGAGGCUGCUCUGUCUGGCAUGGCAAGUUGACCAACGUGAAGCAGCAACAGUCUGACGGUUCAGAUGAUGGAAAUGGGGAGAUGCUUUACGUCCGCCUCGCUGCAAAAGACGUGCCAAGUGCGGCGAGGAAGAAGAAGAAUAGUGGAAUCUCCAUUGGUGCAAGCGCUGCAGUCUUCGGGCUCAUGGUGCUUGCUCUGAUGAUGAUGGUCUGGAGGAGGAAAGGGCAGUGGUUUUCUUGCAGUCGCACGCCGGGAAAUGCUCGAGGUGGCGGCAUUGGGGUAAUUGCAUUUCGAUACGCCGAUUUGCAGCGCGCGACUAAAAACUUCUCUGAAAAGUUAGGGGGAGGCGGUUUCGGCUCCGUGUUCAAGGGGUACCUGGGUGACUCUUUCACCAUGGUGGCAGUGAAGAGGCUCGACGGCAACCAUCAAGGAGAGAAGCAGUUCAGGGCAGAAGUGAGCUCGAUCGGAAUCAUCCAGCAUAUCAAUCUAGUCAAACUGAUCGGGUUCUGCUGCGAAGGCGAUAAGAGGCUACUCGUGUAUGAAUACAUGCCAAAGCACUCCCUUGAUGUUCUUCUGUUCAAAAAGGCCAGUAGUGAUACAGUCUUGGAUUGGAGCCUCAGGUACCAAAUAGCCGUUGGAGUAGCCAGAGGCCUAGCCUACUUGCACACUGGUUGCCGGGACUGCAUCAUACACUGUGACAUCAAGCCAGAGAACAUACUCCUCGACGCGGCGUUCGUGCCUAAGAUUGCGGAUUUUGGGAUGGCAAAGGUGUUGGGAAGAGAAUUUAGCCAUGCGAUAACUACGAUGCGAGGAACCAUCGGAUACCUUGCACCUGAAUGGAUUGGCGGAGAAGCUGUCACAUCAAAAGUAGAUGUUUACAGCUACGGGAUGGUCUUGUUUGAGCUGAUAUCCGGGAGGAGGAACUCAAGCCAAGUGUACCUCAAGGAUGGCGACUUUUCAGAAUUUUUCCCUCUGAAAGUUGCACGCAGGCUUCAUCAGAGUGGAGAGACGAUUGGAAGCCUGGUGGAUGAGAAUUUGCAUGGCGAGGCCAAUCUUGAGGAGGUUGAAAGAAUUUGCAAGGUUGCGUGCUGGUGCAUUCAGGAAAGCGAGCUUGAUCGGCCGGCCAUGGCCGAGGUGGUGCAGUUUCUUGAGGGUCUUUCUAAGGUCGACAUGCCUCCGGUCCCAAGACUGCUCAAUACUAUCGCGGGAGGGUCGCCGGCGCCGGUGUACUAUCUCGAUUCAGGAGAACUUGUCGUUUCAGACAAGCAAAGUGAAUAG
Molecule: messenger RNA, 2505 nt
Organism: Miscanthus lutarioriparius
Lineage: Eukaryota; Viridiplantae; Streptophyta; Magnoliopsida; Poales; Poaceae
Source: the annotation of a GenBank genome assembly